CCAAAAUGCGCUGCGCCGUAAUCGCCACUUUGAAUGUCGGGAGCUGUGGUCCACACACUCCACCUUCCGGUGAGCUACCAAACCCCUCCCACUCGUAGCUUCCGGGGUCGGGGGGGGGGGCGGAGCCUUAAUUCCAAAGUAAAACCGUUGCCUUAGCCGGGGAGCAAUCGAAUAACCACCUCCAACUCCCCGGGUUCACCAUUGACCAAUAAGGUGGGCCAAUUCUAGUCAUGUGACCCACACUGGAGUCGCGCUUUUGUAUCACUAAUUCCUUUGCGCGAGAGGCCGUCUCUUCUCUAUGGUUUCUCCUGGUUGUAGGAGGGUGGAUGGGCCUCCGGAGGACUCCGUACAUUCUUCCUCCAUUACCUCACUGUCUCCGGAAGGCUGCCGGGAUAUCGGAGGACCUAGUUCCUACCUUGGUUCAGUCCUCCAGCCGCCCAGGGAAUCCCUCCAGCAGCUCCUCCUUGCCGCCACCGCUGCCGCCGUCGCCGCCUCCGCCUCCGCCUCCUCCUCCUUCUCCUCCCCCCUUCCUCCGCCUCUUCCUCCGGCCUGGCCCGGCCCGUCGCUCUUCACUCCGACUGGAGGGCCCGCUUCUCUCGGGAGCCCCCACCCAGGCGCAUGGCUCCAUGAAGCGGGAGGAGGAGGAGGCACAGCGCGAGAAGUCCCGGCUGCUCCAGGGACGGGAAAAAAGGUACAGAAAGCAGGAAUGGAACUGGAAAAAAGGAAAAUUCAUUGCAGAUACAAAAUAGCUCCCCCCCUCUGCUGUAGCUGCCCCUCUGGCCAUAUACAUUUUCUGAUUUCAGGCAGGGGACCUAAAUGCAGGGCCACCUAAGGACACUGAUGGCUCCACUCAGAUUCCAGCCCUCUACAGAUAAUACUGCUUCAUCACUCAACGGGUUCUGCAGCAUUCCAGACCUCAAGCACUGAAUCAGGAUGGGAAAAAGACGCUGUGUUCCUCCAUUAGAGCCCAAGUUGGCAGCAGGCUGUUGUGGGGUAAAGAAGCCCAAAUUAUCAGGAAGUGGAACACACAGUCACGGGAACCAGUCAACAACUGUACCUGGCUCUAGUUCAGGUCCUCUUCAGAACCACCAGCAUGUGGAUGGGAGCAAUGGAAGGGAGAAUGUGUCUGACUUAACUCUGGGGCCUGGAAAUUCCCCAAUUACUCGAAUGAAUCCCACUUCGGGAGCUCUGAGCCCACUUUCCCGGCCCAAUGGAACUGCCAAUACCACCAAAAAUCUGGUGGUGACAGCGGAAAUGUGCUGCUACUGCUUCGAUGUCCUCUAUUGUCACCUCUAUGGCUUCCCCCAGCCACGACUUCCUAGAUUCACCAAUGACCCCUACCCACUCUUUGUGACAUGGAAGACGGGGAGAGACAAACGGCUUCGUGGCUGCAUUGGAACCUUCUCAGCCAUGAAUCUUCAUUCAGGACUCAGGGAAUACACAUUAACCAGUGCACUUAAGGACAGCCGAUUUCCCCCCCUGACCCGCGAGGAGCUGCCUAAACUUUUCUGCUCUGUCUCCCUCCUUACUAACUUUGAGGAUGCCAGUGAUUACCUGGACUGGGAGGUAGGGGUACAUGGGAUUCGAAUUGAGUUCAUCAAUGAAAAAGGUGUUAAAAGGACAGCCACAUAUUUACCUGAGGUCGCUAAGGAACAAGACUGGGAUCAGAUCCAGACGAUAGACUCCUUGCUCAGGAAAGGCGGCUUCAAGGCUCCAAUUACCAAUGAAUUUAGAAAAACAAUUAAACUCACCAGCCAUAUCCCUGUCAAAAUUCAGGAAUAAUCACCUUGCAGUGGAGAAGUGAUUACAGUGAGAAAGAGAUGGCUAUGGGUACCGCAGCGAGAAAGUGACAAUCAGUUAUGCAGAAUAUAUUGCUUCUCGUCAACCUUGUUUCCAGAAUGGCACUCUUCAUGCCCCGCCCCUCUACAAUCAUUACUCCUGACACGCGGCUGCAUGACCAGUCCCAUCCCCCUGUGGCCUCCAGUGGCUACGACAUCAUUGGAGCAGACGCCUCCUCUUCCUGGUCCAGUUACUUCUAUUACUGCACCAUUUUAUGAUGCUAGCUUCCGUUGCCAAGUCUGCCUUCCAGCUGACGGGGGGGAUUGCACUGAGUGAAACAGAACUUCAGGGGCCCAAGCCUUAUCUCAGCCAUUCCUCAAAAUGGGGUUCAGUUGGAUUGGGGCUCCUCCACGACUAGGAAUUUACUGUGUGAGGUGCAGAAGACUUUUAGGCAUGCAAGCGCCACUUCAAAUUGCUGUAUCGUGUGUCAGCCACACACUGGAAGCUGGAAUUGUUGAUUUAUGAAAGCCCCUCCCCCACCCAACCUCCUCCUUUCUUCUUUCCUUCCUACUUCCCUUUACCUACCCCAGAUCAAGUAGGAGCAUUCCCCUGGCAGUCUGGGCAACGGAGUCCAACAAGAAACAUUUUUAGGUUAUUUUAAAUUCCUUUUUUUAAACCUCUGGUUUGGUGUGUACCAAGAGUUGAUUGCAGCUCCCAGGUAUCACAGGCGGACAUCAUGUUAAGGUUAAAUUGUUGGGCACCAUGAGUCCUUUCAGGCUCCUGUACAGAGACCAUUCAAAUAUCUGAAAGCCCUUUGGAUGGCACAUUGCAGAUCUCACCAUUGCUAAAUAAACCCUGAACGUUUUAACUCUCAUCCCACUGUCAGCUGGAUUUUCUGGCACUCUUCUUACAUUGAGUUUACUGGUAUUGAGUUCUGUAUGGUAUAGCCUGCUCCUGAAUGGAUUGGAGAUGCCUGAAGAAGGGCAGAAUACUAUUGCUAAGUGUGUAUGUGAACAGAGAUGCUCAUGUCUCACCAAGAAAGCUCUUCUUUACCACUAGGCUACCUCACCCAUACUUUGGUAGCAGUGCCUAAAGCUGGAUCUAGGGUCUUGAAAGCUAUGUUGAUGUUUAAACUCACAGUUGGGUCAGGGAUUUUACAGGGACAGAAGUAAGACAAACAAAUCCAGUGUCUCAAGGCAGUUUUAAUUUCAGGCAAGCUUCCUGGGGGACUUUUAAGCGGGGCAGUUCCACGUGUGGAUCUUUUAGAGGGAAGACUCACUGUUUUAAUCUAUUGUAGGUCUUCAGAGCAAAGCAAUGUAGUUUAACUGGCAAGUUGCUGAUCUUGCCUAACAUCUUGGGAGUUGACAGCUCACCAGGGCAAAAUGAAGAAGAGAUCAUUUUAUUCCAGACCAUUCAGACUUUCAUAUGCGCUCAUACUUCCCUUUCCCAUUUUUGCUGAUUUCCAAAUGUCUGCUAGCAAAGUUCCUCCUUUCUCCUUCCACCUAUUAUUCACUGGCUCAUUCAGUGAUGUCACUGUGCAGUGCUCCUACAUAUGACUCGUGGACUUGGAAGAAACUUUGGAAACAUUGGAAUAAGGCAUCGCAAAAAGACUAAGGAAGAGGAGGCCAGUCGAAUGAAAGGAUUCUUCUUAUGAUUAUACACUGAUUACCAGCAACAGUGGUUAGAGGACUUUAAGAUGAAGUGCAUGACUGACCCAGUGGAUACAGUAUUUGAAUGAAUAUAUUUUUUAAAGUUUAAGUGUGAUAAUGGUGUGGCUUUUUGAAACUGGCUCAUGGUCAAGUCAAAAGUUCCUGUGAGUUUUCUUCUAAUAUGUAAAGGGGGAAAUCUAAGAAACCACAUGCAUGCUGUUCUUGGCAUUGCUGUCCUUCUAGUUUCUUGGAAAUGUUUGCAGUUUUGUGUGUCAACAGUAUGCUCUGCUGUUCUUGAGAAUACAUGUUGUGUAAGGGAAAGGUGGGAGUUACAUCAGGAUUUCUGUGCAAUAUCACCCCAGACUUAGUUUUGUGCUGGGUAUUUCUCAUGUAUCACCACUUUCCCCUUGCAAUGUUACUGAAAAAGCUUUGGAAGAUGAAGGGAUUGUUUCAUGAUUUCCUGCUGCUGAGAAUAAAUCAGUCUCGUUACAAACUAGAGUGAUAGUAGUUACUCUUAGGUGCCAUGGACUGAUGUAGAGGGGUGGUUCAGCUCUGGGCAAACUAUCCACCUCUAAACUGUACAACAGUAUUGAUACAUAGGGCUACACUCAUUACUGUUCAAAUGUUCUAUGUUAGAAUUUGUGUUUAAUUUCUAAAGAGUUUAAAAAAAAAAAAGCAAAAAAAUUGGUGCUAAACUUUCACCCCUGAGCACGCUCAGUGAGACUGGUCAUGCAAGCAUACAGUGCCAUGCUAUUCAAGCCUAUUUUUCUUUUUUAAAUGUUGCCCUGUUCUGUGUCUUUCUCCUGUGUAUGGUGUGUUUUUUUUAUUUUAUUCAGGGGAGGGUGGGGGGAGGGUAGCUACCAUUUAAAAAUAGCAAACUGAGAAAAUAAUACUACAAAAUAUAAAAUAAAAAUUCCAGUGCUGGGGGACUGGCUCGUUAACUGCAGCAAGCAAACUGAAGUGGGCUCCAUGUCUUUGGAAUAAGAAGCCUUACUCCAUUUACACCCCCUCUCACAUUUACACCUAGUUUAGAAGUGGAAAUGCUGUUAAUGCCUCUUGGUAGGGUUGAGGGCAAUAAUGCGUGGACCAAGGAAAACUGAUCUGCCCUCUAGGGAAUGGGCAUAGUGAGUAUCAGUCCUAAGUGGUCUAGUAAGACAGUAAUUUAGAAGUGUCACCUCAUAAAAAAGCAUGGCAGGUGGUUCUCAGGAAAUAAUCCUAUGUUUGGAUCAUUAUGUGGCAGCUUUGCAUAGGGAGAUGACAACUCCAAACUGAAACUUAACUGCCUUCCACUUGCCUGAUAGCAGUGAUAGAGAUGGCCAAAUUUAUGUGGCGAUUGGUAGGAUUAAAGAAUAUUAAAUCUGUUUCUGCAUAGUGUCUCAUUUUGUCCCUGCACUGCUCUGCUGGACAAAUAAAUAUUGUUUCUAUGGAACCAGCUACAGAGUUUGCUGGUUUGAUUUGGAGUUUGUUUCAUCCCUAGCUGUGAGUGCCUUUUGGUCUGGAAAGUUUUGAUUGUCUCAUGAUAACCACAGCUGGGAAGUUAUCUCUGUAAUUAUGACUUGUCCUUGUUUUACAUUAACUAAAAUAAUGUCUUUGAUCACUGGAGUUUGUCAGUGUUGGGAUGUUUCCACUGUGAGGUUCUUAAAACUUAUUCACUUCAUAAUGGUAAAGCAGCCAUUGUUAGUAGAGGCCCUUUCACUUUGAAAGGUGUAUUGUAAAAACAUUAUGAAUAUUUUAUUGUUUAUAAGAAAAAUUGUAAAAAAAAUCCUGGGUGUUCAUUUAACUUUUGCACAGGAUCAGUUAUUUUUCAUGACAUGUUAACAUCUACAAUUUUCACUGACGGUUGUCUUUCUGUUGGUUUUCUAGAACUUUAUUGUUGUUGGUUUUUGUUCAUUUCAUUUCCCUAAAGCAAGAGACCUCGUAUGACCUUCAGUGCAGAGAUGUCAGACCAAUUCUUUGUAUUACACUUGGUUGCCUCCUAGCUAUAUAACUUCUGAGUGUAAAUCAUUGAACUCUAUCCUCUAAUGAAGUAUUGUAGAGAAUAAAUCAUAAUGGGUAAA
Molecule: messenger RNA, 5485 nt
Organism: Dromiciops gliroides (monito del monte)
Lineage: Eukaryota; Metazoa; Chordata; Mammalia; Microbiotheria; Microbiotheriidae
Gene: AMMECR1L
Product: AMMECR1 like
Exons: 10
Coding region: 934-1782 (282 amino acids)
Source: RefSeq, a predicted model, not a curated record